GCUAUAAUAAUAUUGGCCGCGAGAAGGAAUACAGCAUAAAUACCCCCGCAUCGUUCUUGUCUGCACCUCAACAUUCCCCCGGACUGAGUCAUGAUCACCGCCAGAGUCGAGCUCGACGUUGCACAACUACCAAGGGCCUCAAGUGAACCCUUCCGAGUUGGCGCUAAAUUUAAGAAAAGAAUCAUCGUGUGCUGCGAUGGAACCUGGCAAGACGGAUUGAUCGCGAAGGAGUGUUGGCAGCAAACCAAUAUCCUGAAACUAUCGCGGGGAUUGGAACAUGUGGAUGAACGAUCGGGAGUUCUGAUCCCGCAAGUCGUCUACUACCAGUGUGGCGUUGGAACUGGUCAUAAUAUCUACUCUGAAUAUGUCGAUGGUGCGACAGGAGGAUCCCUCGGUGAAAAGGUCCAAGAGGCUUAUGGGUUCAUUGCCCAAAACUACCACCCCGGUGAUGAAAUAUUCCUCUUUGGCUUCUCUAGGGGUGCAUAUACCGCACGGAUGGUAGCCAUGUUUAUCGGUGCCAUCGGUGUCCUAGACCGCACAGACAUGGAUAGCUUUGCCAGUAUAUUUAUUGCAUACCAAAAACUCGGCAAAGAGACUGACCAAAGAGAGAUCGAAAAGCUCGAUGCAUUGUUGAGCCAUUGGACCUCCCCCGAUUCCCGGGGCAAGACAAGAGCUCGCUCUGAUAAUAACACUUUCUCCAUAAAAUGUGUCGGUGUUUUUGAUACUGUCGGUUCGGUCGGUCUACCUGAAGAAUUGACGCAUAAGUCGCCUUCCACAAAGUCUAUUUUUGGCUUUCCCAACAACGAACUUGGGGAACAUAUUGAACGUGCAUAUCAUGCGCUUGCUAUCAACGAAACCAGACUAGACUUCGACUGCUGCAAAUUUGUGCAAACGGACGGCGGACGACGGAAAGGGCAGGUUUUGAAACAGUGCUGGUUUUCUGGUGAACAUUCAGACAUCGGAGGUGGCUGGCAAAAACAUGACUUAUCUGACAUAACUCUUGCGUGGAUGGUGGCCAAUAUUGGCGACAUAUUGUCCAUUGAUACUGCAUACAUCUCAUCGCUAUCGGAUCCAGUGGCGCCUUGGGGAGAGCAGCCCCCACACGACCCACGCACUGGUAUAUUCGUAUUAUCGGAUGCAAAUGUCAGGAAACUUCCAACAGUCACGGAUGACAUCACGCACGAAACAAUCCACCCCUCUGUUCUCCGACAGAAACAUUCAAUUUCAUCCAAUCCCGCUCUUCUUUGCAACUUGUUACCUCUGGAGGAAGAGCUACAGAAGAAAUGGCCAUAUAUUGAAGGGAAACACGAAUUGGACCACCAGGUAAACGGAGUAGUGCACACGCGAUCAGUCUCUUGGACCUUCAGCUCGGUCAGGCAGGCAAACCGUGUGGGAACACACUCGGAUCGUGACAUCCCUGAGACACAAGUUACAAUUGCAUCUCAGACUACGGAUUAUGAUACAUCUCUGUUUGGAAGCCUCCGACACCUGUUGGGCCCCUUAGCGCAGUUAUGAAUAGCGAGUCUUUCUUACUGCUACUUCAUGGAUGUAGCUUCGUAUUACGUUAAUGUUAUUAUAUAUAUACCACGAUUUUCUAUAUGGAUUAUUUCACUCAACGCGCGCGCGGUGCAUGUACCAUGUUACAAUUGCAAGUAAAUGAGGUCGGAG
Messenger RNA from Suillus plorans, 1668 nucleotides. RefSeq lists its product as uncharacterized. The transcript has 18 exons. The record is from RefSeq and is a predicted model, not a curated record. Lineage: Eukaryota; Fungi; Basidiomycota; Agaricomycetes; Boletales; Suillaceae. Bases 91 to 1515 code for a protein of 474 amino acids.